AUGGCUCUUCGACUUGCUGCUCCCGCUUUCCGUUCUACCACCCGUCUCAUCGUACGUCAGCAACCCAUGGGUCUUGUGAAGAUUCAUUCCUCGGUUGCCUCCAGAGCCAAUGCGGCUGCUUCUACUCAGACGGUCGAUCGUCUCCAUGGUUCCUAUCAUUGGGAUUUCGAACGCGCUGUGAGUGCUGCCAUGGUCCCAUUGAUCGCUUCACAAUUCGCUUUUGGCGCUUCUCCUGUCACUGACACCCUCCUUGGUGUUGUUCUUCCUAUCCACAUCCACAUCGGCUUCGACGCUUGUAUCACCGAUUACUUCAACCAACGUAAAGCACCGGUGAUCGGAAGAUUGAUGACGGCUACUUUGUAUGCUGCUACUGCGGGCGUCUUGGUGGGAUGUUACCAAAUCAAUACACAUGAUGUUGGCAUGACCGAGAUGGUGUCUCGCCUUUGGACCGCUUAG
Molecule: messenger RNA, 456 nt
Organism: Radiomyces spectabilis
Lineage: Eukaryota; Fungi; Mucoromycota; Mucoromycetes; Mucorales; Radiomycetaceae
Product: CybS-domain-containing protein
Exons: 4
Coding region: 1-456 (151 amino acids)
Biological process (GO): mitochondrial electron transport, succinate to ubiquinone; tricarboxylic acid cycle
Cellular component (GO): mitochondrial envelope; membrane
Molecular function (GO): ubiquinone binding; heme binding
Source: RefSeq, a predicted model, not a curated record